AAUUUAUUUUUUUAGUAUGACUUGUGAAUUAAAUUUGGCGUGAUUUAUAGACUGGAGCUAUAUUGUAUAUGUUCAUAAUGUAUGAAUGAUACAUGGUGUGCCAUUGAAUCCAGUUUCACGCUGUGACGAUUCCAUUCUGAUUGAAUUUCGCGAUUACGUGACAAAGUAUUUGUGAUAAAGGAAGUAACGAAAAAAUUCGAAAAGAUAAGGAAAAGCUGCAAAAGUUAGAAGUGAAAAAAAAAUAUUGGAAUAGAAUGGUUUGUAAUCAAACAUGUCUUCUUAUAAUUUAACGAAACAUGAAUUGCUGGUUCAAGUUAACGAUAAAGUCGCAGAGACUUUAAUACCGGCAAUGAUAUUUGUUGGUACGCUCAUGAUAGUAGGAUUGUUCGGUAAUAUAUUAGUUUGUUACAUUUUUUCAACCAAAUUCAAAUCUGGAACCCAAAACUUCAUGAUAGUAUGUCUGGCUGUUUCAGAUCUAUUGGCAUGUGUGAUAGCUAUGCCCACAGAAAUAGUAGAUAUGCGAUAUUAUUACAUGUUUGAUUCGGUAUUCGCUUGUAAAUUGUUUCGAUUUGUGAAUGUUUUAUGUGCAAUGUGUUCAAUUUUGAUUUUAACUACUAUUGCUGUUGAUCGUUACAUUAAAGUGUGUCGCCCACUCGGAAGACAAAUGGCACUUCGUGAAUCUAAGCUGUGUGUUGUAGGAGCAUUGACUGUUGGAAUAUUGCUGUCUUGGCCUGCUCUGUUUAUUUACGGUUCUAGAUCAGCAGAAACCGAUAUUCCAGGAGUUGUCGGGAUUGAUUGCUCCACAAGUGAUAGCAUAAAAGACACCUUGUAUCCUCUUAUAUAUAAUUGUGUGCUUUUUGUUGGUUUUAUAUGCUUAACUGUUGCUUUCGUAGUUAUAUAUAUCAAAAUUUAUCGUGAUGUCAAGAAACACAAAAAGUAUAUGAACAAAAUUGCUAUUUCAACUCCGUCCUCGCCAGUUGUAUCCACUAUCGAAUUUCAAUUUCCAGCCUUGCAUUCCACCAGUUCACCAACUAUAAACGCAGACCAACACACGGUGCAGACAAACAGUUCAACGUUAUCACUACCAAAUGGUAUAACAAAGUCUAAUUCAUCCUCAUUACAGAAUCUCGAUGCACCCAUCACUAUUAGUGAAUCUGUGAAUGGAAAUGAAAGAAUUGUUUCAUUUAAAACAGAAUCAUCUCCGGGCUCUAAAAGCAGUGUAGAUACAGUGUAUGUUCCAUUUAGUGCUUUGGUAGAAAACACUGAGAACAAUAAAACUAAAGUGAUUCCUCCACCUCUUGAACUUCCUCGUAGUCGAAGUGAGGAUCCCGAAUCAGAAAUAGGAAGCACUAUCUCAUGUAGUACACCAAAGAAAAAGAAACUUGGCGCGCUGUUAGGUCGGGAAAAUAAGACUACUGUGAUAGCAUGUUUGAUUACUACAGUGUUUGUAUUAAGUUAUUUGCCUUAUUUAGGACUAGUGUUUGCUGCAAUAUUUAAUAAAGACUUUGAUCAUCAACUGAAAGGAUCAAAUUUAGCUGCUUUUAACCUAUUUAUAAGAUCUUAUUUUGUAAAUUCAGCAGCUAAUCCAAUCAUAUACGGUGUAUUAAAUUAUCGCUUCAGAUAUGAAGUUAAAGCUAUGAUGGGUAGAAUGAUGAUUUGGAAAAAGGAAAAUGACAAUACUUGAUCUAAAGGUGCUAUGUAAAUUGUUUCAGAGGGGAAUCUCAGAUCAUUUGUCAUACAUAUACAUUUGUUUACUUGAUUGACAAAAGCUCAUCUCAUGCUUCUGAGAUGUUUUUCAGAUAUUAUAGCAUCCGCAUCGGAGCAGCUGAAUUGGAAAUAUGAAUCAAUAUCCAAAAUGGACUUAAAGCCUAUGAGCAGACAAGCGAACACACAGAACACGAGCUAAAUUGUUCACUCAUUCGAACUCAUCUUUCAUUUUAUUUUGAUGUUAAUCAAAUUACUGUAUAUUUUCAAGUAAAUAUUUCAUAUCAUUGCUGUAUGACUCGAAUAAAGAAAAUAUAUUUAUUUUAUUGUU
Molecule: messenger RNA, 2035 nt
Organism: Lottia gigantea (owl limpet)
Lineage: Eukaryota; Metazoa; Mollusca; Gastropoda; Lottiidae
Exons: 1
Coding region: 272-1684 (470 amino acids)
Biological process (GO): G protein-coupled receptor signaling pathway
Cellular component (GO): membrane
Molecular function (GO): G protein-coupled receptor activity
Source: RefSeq, a predicted model, not a curated record